Polistes dominula (European paper wasp) is the source of this 1473-nucleotide messenger RNA. It is a transcript of the gene frj, whose product is annotated as membrane bound O-acyltransferase domain containing farjavit. Gene Ontology annotation, molecular function: lysophospholipid acyltransferase activity. NCBI's taxonomy places the organism in Eukaryota, Metazoa, Arthropoda, Insecta, Hymenoptera, Vespidae. Gene Ontology annotation, biological process: lipid modification; phosphatidylinositol biosynthetic process. The record is from RefSeq and is a predicted model, not a curated record. Gene Ontology annotation, cellular component: mitochondria-associated endoplasmic reticulum membrane contact site; membrane.
CACGUACAGGAACCAUGUUUCGUGAUGACGUCAUUUACGUAUCUUUGUUACUCUCCUGUGUAGCUUUCGGAGUUGUCUAUCGAAAGUUUAAAAAUCCUCACGAGAGACAAUGGAUCAGUACAAGUUUUGGCUUACUUUUAAUUAUACUUGUUUCUGGAACUCAUGUGAUGCACCCCCUCAUCUGCCUGUUAAUUAAUGCGGUCAUCGUGACCAGGCUUUCUUGGAAAAUAUGCCAUUUAGCAAGUUUAUUCUUUUCAUUUUUUUAUUUACUUAUUAUCUUCCGAUUGGGACACUUGGUUGGUAUGCCGGUACCACCUGCACAUACAAAUUUAGUUCAAAUGAUUCUUACAUUGAAGUUGUCCGGAUUGGCAUUUGAAAUAAACUCUGCUGCUGCUAUGAAGAUACCAAAUGAUCCUCAAGGAGUUAACUCUGUGGCUUUAAAAAAAAUUACUUUUAUGGAUGUUUUCCAUUACGGUCUAAGUUACAUGGGAGUUUUGACUGGUCCCUACUAUCGUUAUAGAACAUAUUGGGAUUCGAUACAUAGACCCUUCUCUGAUUACAUCGAUCCAUGGCCUCUAACAUUAUAUAAAUUAAAACAAGCUACAGUAUUGUCUGUACUCUUUCUCAUAAUGAAUUAUACAUUUCCUACAGAGUAUACCGUAUCUGAAGAAUAUGCAAAUCGAUCAUUAUUAUACAGAUGGCUCUACACAUACCCGGUAUUUGCAACAUUUCGGUUAAGACUAUUUUCUGGAAUAAUUUUGUCUGAAUGUGCAUGUCAGAUGGCUGGAGUAGGUGGUUACCCGACCAGAUGUGAAACUGCACCUGGAUUGGGACCACGUAAUUAUCAAGAAUUUGAAGAAAUAUGUACAGAUAAGGAAAAAAUAACACAAGAACCAUAUGAUUUUGAAACCAUACAUAACAUGAACAUAUGGCAAGUGGAGACUUGUCAUUUAGUUAGGUCCUGUAUGAAAUACUGGAAUUCUUGCAUACAAUAUUGGAUGGGAGUUUACAUAUACAAAAGAUUUCCAUUUAAACCGUUAAGAAUUAUGAUGACAUUAACUCUGUCUGCAUUGUGGCAUGGAUAUGCUGUUGGUUACUAUGUUUGCAUAUGUUCAGUUCCAUUUUAUUUACAACUAGAAGAUCUGUUAGUAAAGUUCCACAACCAACAUGAAAAGGAUAGCAUCGGUUGGAAAAUCUGGACAUUUACUCUAUGGGCUAUGAGAGUUUCCUGUAUGGCUUAUUUGGGUGUACCGUUUCUAUUACUCGACUUCCGACAAAUAUUACAAUUUUAUGCAAAUCUAUACUAUCUUGGUCAUAUUAGCUCUCUUAUACUAUAUAUAGUAGCCAGAUUAUUGAAACCCUAUAUUAUAAAGAAGAACGCAGAAAAGAACAAAUAGGUUAUCAGCUAUAAAAGAAUACACUGCACUCUUAUUAAAGGAAAACGGAUUUAUAAGAAUUAAAAAAAAAAAAAAA